Rhagoletis pomonella (apple maggot) is the source of this 1682-nucleotide messenger RNA. Its product is annotated as inositol polyphosphate 5-phosphatase K-like. Bases 162 to 1682 code for a protein of 506 amino acids. Gene Ontology annotation, biological process: phosphatidylinositol dephosphorylation. The transcript is spliced from 2 exons. The record is from RefSeq and is a predicted model, not a curated record. NCBI's taxonomy places the organism in Eukaryota, Metazoa, Arthropoda, Insecta, Diptera, Tephritidae. Gene Ontology annotation, cellular component: cytoplasm; plasma membrane; ruffle. Gene Ontology annotation, molecular function: phosphatidylinositol-4,5-bisphosphate 5-phosphatase activity.
UCUCGUAUGUCACAAAAAAAAUAGUUGUGUUCGUUUAGAAAGGUCAGAAACGAGCAAGCAACAAAAUUCAGAGAUUAAAUUCUCCCAAAGAGAGAAACAUAAACAGUUUUUCGGCAUGGUGUAUUGAGUACGCCUUGGUUUUUCGCGAAAAGGACUUUGCCAUGCCGUUUGGAAUAGUAGACAGUGAUAUAACAAUAAUGUCAAGCUCGGCAAAGGCAGGCGAUGUCCGUGAGUCGGUACCUGAUUCGCAACAGCUGCCACAGCAACUAUAUGUGGAAACAUUUUCGGUGUAUGUGGUAACUUGGAAUGUGGGCACUCGUUUCCCGGAUAAUAUUUCUUUGCGGUCACUAUUGGGACUUCAAGGUGUUGAUGACGAAAAGGAACAAGUUUUGCCUGACAUUUACGCCAUUGGCUUACAGGAGGUGAACGUACAACCACAGCAACAAAUGUUAGGUCUAUUCAAGGAAGACCCGUGGACGCACAAAGUGAAAAAACUACUUCGGGAUUUCGACUAUGUGGUCAUAAAAACUGAACAAAUGCAAGGUUUAUUACUUACAUUGCUAGUGCGUCGGCCACAUGUUCAUCAUAUGCGAGAUAUUGAGCCCGAGUUCACCCGAACGGGAUUUGGCGGUAUUUGGGGUAACAAAGGUGCAGUGAGCAUUCGCUUUUCGUUAUAUGGUUGCGCUUUAACUUUUGUUGUGGCACACUUGGCUGCUCAUGAUCACCAUUUGGAUGAACGCAUUGAAGACUAUGAGCAGAUUAUGGAAAAUCACCACUACCAUGUACCACACUAUCGCGAGAUAUACGACCACGAUUAUGUUUUUUGGUUUGGCGAUCUUAAUUUUCGUCUGAUGGGUGAUGACAGUCCAGCUGAAGUUUUGGCCAAUGUUAAAAAGGAGGAAGUGAUGUCUGAACUCAUUCAACGCGAUCAGUUGUUGCAUGUGAGAACUAAGUUGCAUAAAGCAUUCCAUCUAAUGCAUGAGCGCUUGCCUGCAUUCCCACCGACUUUCAAAUUUCACGAAGGUACAUCGAAUUACGAUUUAAAGCGCCGACCUGCUUGGACGGACCGUAUACUCUAUGCUUUGCAACCGCUCAAUAAACGCCCCGAUGAAAGACUAGCCAUCGAACAAAGAUCAUACAAGUCACAUCCAGCCUAUAACAUAAGUGAUCAUAAACCAGUGAGCAGCGAAUUCAGUAUUAAACUUUAUCCGAAUUAUCGAGCAACUUGCGUAACUUUCAAAGAAAUCGCUGAGUGGCAAAUCGGCGAGGAAAACAUAGUGCAAUAUCUAAAGCCCAAUGAUUUUGAGGAACGAAAUCACGACUGGAUCGGUAUUUAUCGGGAAGACUUUGCUAGUCUGAGUGAAUACAUAGGGUAUGAGUAUGUCAAUCAAGCCGAGUCACCACCAUCGUCGCCGGAACCAAGGCAGGGUACCUUCGAAACACCCGGCACGCAUCGGUCAGGUCGGCACCGUCAUCGCAACCAUGAACGCUUGCGCCGUCAGCAGUUACAGAAUGAAGAAGACAUUCGCCUCGAUUUCUCCGAUGACAUCAACAUGCGAAAUGGCGAACGUUACUUAUUAAUUUACUUUCAAAAUACUGGUUUACGUGGCGUCACCAGCGUGGCUGGUGUGAGCAAUGUUUUUUCGUGCAAUUACGUCGUGAGCAAUUCAAAUCAGCCUUAA